AUGGAACUGGAAGGAGUCGCUACCGCAAACUUGUCGUGGGAGCUUUCAAAGGAAAGUGUGCCCGUUCCCCUCCAAAACAAACUCGUCGAUCACUGUCUGUUAGAGCUUUUGUCCCUCGGUGAUGGGGCUAACCACGCUAUUGUCAGGCUAGUUUUCAAACACCCACAAGUGGAAGCUCCUUCGCGCGCACCUGCUAACACUCAGGGUGUCAGGAUGGAUCUCGCAUUGCAAGGUGUAAUCAAAAAAGACACAGGCUCAGUGGAAGGUCAGCUGGUCGUUAAAACUUUCACUUACAGGGGAGCACACAGAAAUGCCGCUGUUUCUCAUAUGUUACCCGUCAAGGGCCAAAAGGCCGUGAGACACUUUAUUAAUGUCGCUCAGCAGGUUAACUUGACUCCCUGUGACUUCGAUGCGGAGCUCUUCGGAUGUAGAGACUUUAUAUCGCAGUUCAUCUACCACCUAGAUCGCAGCAAUGUUCUCAAGCUUCCAAACGAUAGGGCCGUCAGUGUGUAUGACCUUUUCAAUUGGCAGUACGGUCUCGGUGGUGCAACGAAGGUUCCCAGACCUAUAGAUUACGCUGUUUUUAAUCAAAACCACCAACAUAUCAAUAUCCCUGGAUGUGUUUACCCCGCGGUCGCUGGAACUGGGGCUGCUGGUGCUCCUGGGGCUGCCGGUGCUGCCGGAGGGGCUAGAGCAGCAGGAUAA
Messenger RNA from Penicillium samsonianum, 705 nucleotides. RefSeq lists its product as uncharacterized. NCBI's taxonomy places the organism in Eukaryota, Fungi, Ascomycota, Eurotiomycetes, Eurotiales, Aspergillaceae. The coding region runs from base 1 to 705 and encodes 234 amino acids. The transcript has 2 exons. The record is from RefSeq and is a predicted model, not a curated record.